AAAUAGCGGAGGCAGUGCCAUGGAGAGAGAAUUCCCCGGAACAACCGCAACCCACAGUGCUGGGCGAUUUCUGGUCUAGUCUAAGGAGGUUUACACCUCAGCUAGAAGAUUCUAUCCCCAACGCCUGUGCUUGCCUGACGGCAUCUUAAAGCUGGAAAGUCACCUGGGGAACUGCACCAGAGAAAGCCCUGCGUCUGUAGACUCAGCACCAGUUGCUCAGAUGGUGAAAGAACAGAGAACUUUUAGCAGCUUCAGAUGUGUUUCCAGCAACUGCAAUGACUUCUCUCCAAAGGAAAGGACCGCAAACAAGGAUUCUUAGCACUGGAGAAGAGGAGAAGCUGAAAAGAGACCAAGCUUUGGUGUCUGCUUUUAAACAGCAAAAACUGGAAAAAGAGGCUCAGAAAAACUGGGACCUUUUUUACAAAAGAAACAGUACCAAUUUUUUCAAGGACAGACACUGGACUACCAGAGAGUUUGAGGAGCUAAGAUCAUGUCGGGAGUAUGAAGGUCAAAAAUUGACUUUGUUGGAAGCCGGAUGUGGGGUUGGGAACUGUUUAUUCCCACUUUUAGAAGAAGACUCGAAUAUCUUUGCCUAUGCCUGUGAUUUUUCUCCCAGGGCAGUUGACUACGUGAAGCAACAUCCUUUGUACAACGCAGAGAGGUGUAAAGUGUUCCAGUGUGACCUCACUAGAGAUGACCUUCUUGACCACAUCCCACCAGAGUCUGUGGAUGCUGUCACAUUGAUCUUUGUGCUCUCGGCUGUGCACCCUGAGAAGAUGCACCUCGUCUUACUAAAUGUGUACAAGGUAUUAAAACCAGGCAGAAGUGUCUUGUUCCGUGACUAUGGGCUGAAUGAUCAUGCCAUGCUUAGAUUUAAAGCCGGAAGCAAACUUGGAGAAAAUUUCUAUGUCAGACAGGAUGGAACCAGAUCAUAUUUUUUUACUGAUGAAUAGAGACCUUCUGAGAAGAAAUGGCACAAUAAGGUCUGUGAAGAAGAAACAUUGUGGUGGAGGGUGAGAAGGAAGUGGACUCUGCCCUGGGAUUCCUGGUCUUUGAGUCCAUGGAAAAGAGGGUUCCACCAGCAGGUACAGCAUGGCGACCACACUGUCCCUUUUUAAAAAUUGGAUAUUUUAUGUAUUUACAUUUCAAAUGUUAUCCCCUUUCCUCCUCUCCUAUGCCCCCUCCCCCUGCUUCUAUGAAGAUGUUCCCACUCCUACCCACCCACUCCCACCUUCCCACCUUGGCAUUCCCAUACACUGGGGAAAUGAGCCUUCACAGGACCAAGGGCUUUUCCUCCUAUUGGUGCCAGACAAGGCCAUCCUCUGCUACAUAUGCGGAUGGAGCCAUGGGUCUGUCCAUGUGUAUUCUUUGGGUGGUAGUUUAGUCCCUGGGAGCUCUGGGGGUCUGGUUGGUUGAUAUUGUUGUUCUUCCUGUGGGAUUGCAAACCCCUUCAGCUCCUUCAGUCCUUCCUCUAACUCCUCCAUUGAGGUCCCUGUGCUCAGUCCAAUGGUUGGCUGCAAGCAUCCUCAUCUGUAUCAGUAAGGCUCUGGCAGAGCCUCUCAGGAGACAUCUAUAUCAGGCUCCUGUCAGCAAGCACUUCUUGGCAUCAGCAAUAGUGACUGAGUUUGGUGGCUGCAUAUGGGAUGGAUCCCCAGGUUGGGGCAGUCUCUGAUAGCCUUUCCUUCAGUCCCUGCUCCACCCUUUGUCCCUGUAUUUCCUCCCAUGACUAUUUUGUUCCCCCUUCUAAGAAGGACUGAAGCACUUUGGUCAUCCUGCUUCUUGAGCUUCAUGUGGUCUGUGAAUUGUAUCUUGGGUAAUUUGAGCUUUUGGGCUAAUAUCCACUUAUCAGUGAGUGCGUACCAUGUGUGUUCUUUUGCGGCUGGGUUACCUCACUCAGGAUGAUAUUUUCUAGUUCCAUUCAUUUGCCAAAGAAUUUCAUGAAGUCAUUGUUUUUUAAUAGCUUUAGUAGUACUCCAUUGUGUAAAUGUAUCCACUCCUCUGUUGAAGGAUGUCUGCGUUACCCCUGUCUCUUUUGCUGCAGAUAUAAACUCACAGUUACUUAUAGGAAAUUGCUUGAAAUGUCAUCUGGGCCAUUUUCUCUCUCACAUCUCUGGAGUCCUUAAAAAUAUGCAUUUAAUUUUUUCAUGAGCUUUCUGAUUGGUUAGUUGGUUGGUUUUGGGGUGUAUGUGGCUUACUUUUUUGGAGGCAGAGUCUCUCUGUGUAUCCCUGUCUGGCCUACCUAGACCAGGCUAGCCUCAAACUCACAGAGACCUGCCUGGCUGUGCCUCCCAGUGUGGAUUAAAAUUGAGAGGCCCCACAGCCAUCUCCACCUGAUUUUUUGAGACCGAAUCUUUCACUGAGCUUGAAGUUCAUUGAUUCUACUAGGCUGGCUGGAUAAAUGAACUACUGAAAUCUACCAAUCUGGUACUGGGGUACAGAUGUGUGCCCUGCACCCUGCUUGUGUGUGGGUGGUGGGUUCUGAACUUAGAAUUCAUACUUUUGUGACAGGGACUUUACAAACUGAGCCAUGGCCCCGCCCAGCAAGUUGCAUUUAAAAAAUAAAUAUUCAUUUAUUUUUCUUUAUGUGUAGAAGUUUUUAACCUGUGUGUACUUAUGUGUACCACACUCAUUCCUGGUUCCUGUGGUGGCCGGUCAAGGGUGUCAGAUGCUUAGGGAGGGAAGAAAACAGAGAGGGUCUGGGAAGAGUGAGCUGGUGCUGAGCCAUGGCAACGAAAAGGGACUAAUGAAAAGAGCUAGAAAGGCAGGCUAGGGAGAUGGCUCAGUGGUUAGAGCACUGACUGCUCUUCCAGAGGUCCUGAGUUCAAUUCCCAGCAACCACACGGUGGCUCACAACCAUCUGUAAUGGGAUCUGAUGCCCUCUUCUGGUGUGUCUGAAGACAGCUACAGUGUACUCAUAUAAAUAAAAUAAAUUAAAAAAAAAAAGAACUAGAAAGGCCCACACAGAAUCUGGUGGUUUUGUUUUGUCUUGAAACAGAAACUCUUGUUGCCUAGGCUGGCCUUGAACUCUGUGGCUAGGAUAGCCUUGAACUUGAGAUCAUCCUUCCCUACCUCCACAGUGCUAUGAUUACAGGGAUCACUACCAUGCCUGGUUUAUCUAGUGCUAGGGACUGAGCCAGGUUCAUGCACACGAGGCUACAAUUAAGGUUCAUCUCCAACCCCCAAAUCUCGGCAUCCACUCCCACUCAGGAUCCUGCUUGGUAGUGGCUUUGACUCCGAGAAUCUGGGAGGGACCAUGAGAUUUUAUAUUUUUACCUAAGACUCCUACCUCCUCGUCCUGAUUCUCCUUGUCUACCUUUUCCUCCAAAUAUGGUCUUUCACACCCAAAGCUGGCCUCAACUCAAUAAGAGCCAAAGACGGCCUUAUGUCUAUGACCCUCCUACCUCUGCCAGAGUGCUGGCACUGCAGACCUGAGCCAUCAUAUCCAGCUUACGUGGAGCUUUGGGAUGAAGCCCAGGGCUUUGAGCAUGCUCUGCAAGCCCUACCGUCUGCAGUGAAUUGCAGUCUUCUGAGCUGUGGACCAGACCUGGAGUAAACUAAGUUCCCCUUCGGCCUUAGACUAGUCGAGUAAGGCCUUUUGGUUAAACAGAUUCCGAACUAAUCUUCUGCUGUCUCGCAUGACCCCUUUCAGGCUGGGCCCCAGCGUCACCUCCUCUAGGAAACCCUCCGCCAUGCCUGGGUCUAACAGUGUGUCCUGUCAGUCUGGCUGGGAGCCGCUCUUUUCAUGGCCCAUGCCCAACUGAGCCACACCUCUGCCACACUGCACUGCCAUCAGUGCCUAAAGUGCCCGUGUCCUUGUCACUGGCACAGCACCUGGCAACACCAACAGAAGACAAUAAUUUAUUAUGGUCAAAGGUGAGGGGUCUUGGCCUAGAACAGUGGUUCUCAGCCUUCCUGAUGCUGUGACCCUUAGGACAGUUGCUCGGGGUGUGCUGACCCCAACCAUAAAAUUAUUUCAUUGCUGCUUCAUAACUAAUUUUGCUACUGUUGUGAAUUAUAAUAUAAAUGUCUGACAUACAGGAUUUCUGAUAUGCUCCCCACCAGUGGGGUCAGAUUGAGAACUCCUGGCCUAGGACCAUGGUUUCACGUUAGCUUGAAUGACAAGUCCCACCAUGGAAGAAACGACAGGAACCGUCACAGUUGUCACAGUUACAGAACAAAACAAAGACAUGGCGCAAAUCAUUGUGUUUCCCAAACACAUCCGUGGAAUCAGGGUUAGAGGAGUUGUAGAUGUGCAAGGUCAUUUCUGCUCUAACCGUUAAGUGUCAUCCCUGUCACCACCCCACCUCCACCCCUGCCCAGCCCACCCCCAUCCAGGGGCUGAACCCGUAAAUGUUACUUUAUUGCAGUCUUAGCUUCCGGCUUCAGGUGGCCAUGAAGCCUUCCUUUGUCAAGCCUUGCGAUCUCUCCUGGUCAGGAGGACGUUGGUUAGGUAAGGCCCAGAGGUUGAAGACCCCUGAGCACUGGAAGGGCCCAGCAGAGCCCUGCAUCGUCAGCUCUGGUCUGCAGCAUCCCAUCUCUCCACAGCGUUACCGUUUGGUGAGCUGAGGUCGAGAGCCUCAGGCUCUUAGUGGGCACAGCCUCUUCAGAGAACGAGACUCGAAGGAACUCAGUACAGGGGCCGGAGAGUUGCCUUUGUGGUUAAGAGCACUGGCUGCUCUUCUGGAGGACCCAGGGUCGGUUCCCAGCACACACAUGGAAUCAUUCAUAACUUCAGUCCAAGGGAAUCUGGGACAACGUAAAAAUGCAAAGGAUUCUGUUGUAAAUAUUUGUGGCAUAAAUGACUAGAAGGACAAGCUAGAAAUGGGAGCUUGGCAAGUAACACGGCGAGCUCCUGAACAGGACUGAUAGGCCAGGCUAUGCUUAUUCUUGGGGCUACACCGAUCCACUUGGCUCUGGUCAUGGCCCGAAUUGUAUCUUCCUCAAGUUCCUACAGUGCAGCCCUGGCUGUGUCUGGGAGGUAACUGGGAAGUGGAGAUUGGUACUUAGUUCAAGGUCCUCCUCAGAUACACAGUGAGUUAGAGACCUGCUUGGGCUGCACACAAACUUCUUUUCAAAGAAACAGUGGGAGACAUGGCCGAGGGCCACAGAUGUAGUCACUCAGUGGAAGUGGACAGAAGUAACGAAGACUAAGUGAAGUCAGAAGUCUGGAGGCCUAAUCCAAUAAGACUGGAGCCUUUAGGAGAGGCACCAGAAUGAAUGUGCACAGACAGGGCUGUGCAAGGACUUUGUGGGAAAGUGACCCUGGGCACAUCAGGGAGCCAGGCCUCUGGAGAAAGCAAAGCUGCCUGCAGCAGCCCUGAAGCCUUAGGAACUAAGAAAACAGCCUGACGCGACUGCAGCCACCCGGUCUGAGGUGUGUGGCAGUGACAGCCCUGGUGACUAACCUGGUUUCUAGGCCAGUUUUCACAGAGCUCUCCUUUGCAAGUCAGCGAGGCUCCUGUCCUCCGCUCCCUCACGGCCAGGGCUAGAGCACCUCCUCUGGAUAGGGAGUUUUGCUGGGAAGCUGGAGAAGGAAGACGCUCCUAAGACCCAAGUGAUAAUUGUCAAAGGGACAUGUCUGGAUUCCAAGACUUGGCUCUUGGGUAAUGUUUUCUCCUGUCCACUUGGGCCUCAGUUUCUCCACAGAUAGAACAAGGUCAGCUGAGCACAUGGCACGGGGCUGUAAUCCCAUCGCUAAGGAAACUAGGUCGGAGGAUGGUCACCUCUGAGGCUGCAUAGUAGGUUCCAGGACAGGCUUCCACAUCAGGCAGCUUACUGUAAUUCUAGUGUCGGGAUGCUGUGACCUUUGCUGGCCGCUGCGUGCAUAUGGUACACACAAACUCAUGAGGACACACACGUACACACACACACACACAUUGUUUUUUUGUUUUGUUUUGUUUUGUUUUGUUUUCGGAGCUGGGGACCGAACCCAGGGCCUUGUGCUUGCUAGGCAAGCGCUCUACCACUGAGCUAAAUCCCCAACCCCCACACACACGUUUAAAACUGAGCCGAGCACAGUGGUGAACUCCAGUAAUACCAGGAUUCAGGAGGAUCACCACACAUUCUAGGCCAACCUGGAUAAGGAUGAGUUCAGGCCAUCCUGGGUCACAGAGAUGCUUUAUCUUAACCCUCCCCCAAAUGCAGUUGUCACGAGCAGUCCCUCUCUGCAGCUCAUAAGAUCACCUUCAUCAAUUUUAUUUUUUUAGUGCUGGGAUUCAAAGUCUCAUGAAUGCUGGGUGAAUAGUCCACCCGAGCUACAGCCACAGUCUAAUUUAUUUACUUUUCUUUCUUAUCCUGGGUGUUUUGAGACAGCAUCUCACUAAGUUGUUCAGGCUGGCCUCACACUCACUCUGUAGCCCAGGCAAGCUUUGAACUCAUGAUCCUCUUCCCUCACCCCUGCAACAGAGUCCUGCACCACCAGGGCUAGCUCACACUGAACGUUGACUACGACCACAAAUUGAUAAAAUCUGAUUGAGAAGUAAUUAAGAUUGGGUAUCGAGAACACACCCGGGUAAGAGGCUGCGUGGAUUCCACAUACUCUUUAAAUGGCUGAAUUCCAUAUGAUCUUUAAAACUCAGAAAAUUAUGACGUUAUUUGUAAUCCUGCUGCACAGUGGGAGCCAUGGCUGGCAGUGCUGGCAUCUCUGGGAGCUUAUUGGAAAAGCAGUCUCAAGGCCCAGCCAGACCUACUAAAUUAGAUUCUAUGUAUUAACAAGCCCGUAAGUGUUUCCUGUACAUGAUGCUCUGGGCUGCACCGGCGAUUCUUAACCAUGGCUGUAUGCUGGGCAAAACAGCCACACACAAAAAGUAAAAACAAAUCUUAAAAAAUGUAGGUUUCAUCUCCAAAGAUUCUUAUUGUUUAUUAGGAUCUGUGAUUUAAAUUAGUUCUAGAAUAGGCCAGGCUGUACGAUCGCAGCACUCAGGAGGCAGAACAGGAAGGUAGACACUCCCAGCAUGACCUCAGCCAGUUUGAAAGGGUCUGGGGAAGUUAACAGUAGGCUCCCUCAGGCAGGGGAGAGCCAGAUGCAGACAUUCCACUGGUCCAGUUUGUCCAUAAGAUGCACAGUGUUAAAUUGACUGCCUCAGGGACCAGGGCCACCAGAUGCACCAGCAUUGCAUGUUUGUGACCACGCCCGCCAGGACCAGCCAGCCGUGGUGGGCCCACUUUUCUGCUCCCAGGCUGGCAGGUCUAGAUUCAGCCAGGCCUGCUGCAGACAGUUGACAAACAGGUGGUGUGGCAUCUCGGCUCUUGUGCAGGAGAGGGCAGGGGAAACUGCACUGCUCCCUCAGUUGGCAGAUACUGACUCCAAAUAAGCAUGGGGUUCCUGCCUACUGCCACUGCCAUUCUUAGCCUGCCUUCCUGUCUCCCGUGAUCACCCACACAGUCUUUCUCCACCUUCACUGAGCCAGGCCCUCCUUCUGUGAGCCUCCAAUAUCUUUCCAGUAAGUUCCAUUCUGUUUAGCACCUAAUGUCGAAUAUCAUGGCUGCCAAAUCUUUCCUGAUUACCACCAGUCCUUAUGCAAGGGAGUGUAACCCUUGGGCACAGGAACGCCAACAAGUCAUGUCAACCAUAGAUGAUUACCAAAUUCAUUCUCUGGGCUUGGAAUGGGAUUCUGGGAGUAUGGACUCAGCCGCUCCUUCAAGGUUUGCCCAGUAUUUUUACUUUUUGUGGGUGCUGGGGAGUGAACCCUCUUGGCCUUGCCAGAUGAGCACUGUACCGAUGAGCGACACCCCAGAUCCAUGCCUGCCAACUCUUUGGGAGGUUUCAGAAUAGCCAGGGAACAAACCGUUGUGCAAGUCACUGCCUGUUGCCCAGUGCUGUGAGAAAAGAGUGCUUCCUGUGGGCUCCGUCCUCCCUGGCCCACGGUUCUCCACCUUGGAGGAGCACUCUCUCCCCACACUAGGCAAAGCACAGUGAGAGGUGGUAGAAUGCUGUGUGAGCUUGUCCAUGCUCCACGUACUCACUUGUGUCAUCAUUCAGCACCCAGUAGGACCAUUUCUUUCUGGGGACAAGGGGUGAAGCAUAGAAACGGGGGUGCCAGUAGCCCAAAACCGUCCUAAAACAAAUGGGAGAAUGGACUGGAGAAGAGAGCUGCUUUAGCUCCCAAAGUCAGGAAAGGGCAUUCUGGGAAAAUAACUCAGACAGAGGGAGAGCCAGCCAUAUGAGGAAGAGCAAGUCACCUUGCCAGUCAGAGGGAAAAGCAGAGACAAAGACCUCACAGGGAGGCAGCUUGAGACCCGGGAGCCUAGAGGUCUAGUGUGACUGUAGGAAAGCAAGGUGCAGGCCACGUUUGACUCAGGGCUGGUGGGCACCAAGGAGUUUAUAUGUUUAUGAUGAACAGGAAGUGGUCAGCAGGAAGGGUCAUCAGGUCUGACUGGGUUUAGGAAGUCCACUGUGGCUAUGGUAGGGAGAAUGGACUAUCAUGGGCCAACCACGGAGGCAGGAGCCUAGCUGGCAGGGGGUAGGGAGGCGAGCGAUAGUGGCACCAGAAAGCCAUCUGGUGUGCACGGCUGUGCUUGAUUGUAGGAGCUGUCCCCAAAAGCCUCUAGCCAGAAUCUGUCACUGCAACCCAGAAACAGUGUUUACUUGCCAAAAAACAAACUCUCUACAUUUAUUCUGAAACUGUAGUAACUACAGGGCAACUCCUCUUCCCACCUUCCCUGUUAACCCAUGAUCACCCCCCAGCAAUUAACCUCUGUAAUGUGUUCAGCCCACCUGCUCUGCCACCCUCUUGUAGAUUACCAACUCCAGUGUUAAGAAUUUUUAUCACUGAUGUUUUUGAGACGAGAUCUCUCUGUAGCCUGAACUGUCUUUGAAUGUCUAUGUAGAUCAAACUGAUCAGUCUGCCUCCAUCCACUAGCAGGCUGGGAUUACUGGUAUGUUUCACUACAGCCCGCCCUCCCAACUUGAUUUUAUAUAUUACCAGAUGUAGAGGGAUGAGAUGGAUUUCUGGAACAAAAUUUCACGUGAAAGUUAUUAAAUGCUUCUAUAUAAUGUAAAUACCCUACAUCCUUUAUUAUUUGCAGGAAUAUAUUCACAUACCCGUUUAUCUGUCCAUGCAUCCAUGCAUCCAUGCAUCCAUGCAUCCAUGCAUCCAUCCAUCAUCCAUCCAUCCAUCCAUCCAUCCAUCCAUCACCAUGUCUAGUUCAUUCUUUGGUGGAUAGGAGUUGGAGACUGAGGCAAAUGGUACAGACUUUACCCUCUCUGGGAGGCUCAUCUGCCGAUUUCAUCAUGGCUGGCUCUUUAUUGGGACCACAUUGUUACUUCUGAUGUGAUCACUCCUGCCUUUAGUGGAUGGGGACUAUAUUGAGAAAGGAAUGGUUCCCCUAUGGAUAUGAUAUGUAGCAGCAGAUAGCAGAGCUGAGGCCGAAGCCCACCCUGCUCAACUCAAAACUCCGUGCUCAGGCCCAGGGGUGGAGCUCAGUGGAGGAGCGUUUGCCCAGCAAGUCCGAGGCCUUGGAUUCAGUUUUCCGAAAUGCAAUUAAUAAUUCACUUAUUCAUUAAAAUAAAUUUCAAAUAUUUUAAAA
Molecule: messenger RNA, 9528 nt
Organism: Rattus norvegicus (Norway rat)
Lineage: Eukaryota; Metazoa; Chordata; Mammalia; Rodentia; Muridae
Gene: Mettl6
Product: methyltransferase 6, tRNA N3-cytidine
Biological process (GO): tRNA C3-cytosine methylation; tRNA modification; tRNA methylation
Cellular component (GO): tRNA methyltransferase complex; nucleus; cytoplasm
Molecular function (GO): enzyme binding; tRNA (cytidine-N3)-methyltransferase activity
Source: RefSeq, a predicted model, not a curated record